GACUUUUGGAUAGCACUCAUCCAUAGGGGGAUCGCGCUUAUCACCUUAGUCACUAAUAUCACAACGGAUGCCCUUAUGGCGUACCUCGAGUCCUACUCUGGUCUAGAGGUGCUUUCGUUGUCUCCGGUGAACGAUCAUCACGCGGAGGCGUUCUAUCAACGCGUUCUCAUGCAGCAUGCCUAUACUUUGAGAAAGCUCUCCAUCGAGAUCGAGUCAGUGGGGAGAUGGUGUGUUGGUCCGCGUGCUUUCGAGAUGAUAUCCCAGUGCACGGGUCUAGUCGAGCUGAACAUGCCCGUCUACGUGAACGGGGUUGUGUAUAAUACCCAAAAAACGGCAGUGAGUAUCUCACAAACCCGGUCCUGA
Guyanagaster necrorhizus is the source of this 363-nucleotide messenger RNA. RefSeq lists its product as uncharacterized. The record is from RefSeq and is a predicted model, not a curated record. The transcript has a single exon. The annotation marks the transcript as partial. NCBI's taxonomy places the organism in Eukaryota, Fungi, Basidiomycota, Agaricomycetes, Agaricales, Physalacriaceae.